CUUCUGAAGGAGCUUGUGCAGAAUCCAACAUUCCUCAUCAUCUAGCAGGUAUCACGUUGCUGUGUGGAUUAGUUAUAGUCCACGAUCCCAGUGGAUAAUGGAGGAGUGCUCAGUAGGAUACAGCAAAAUGAACAUGGACAAUGGAUGGAGAACAUCAUGGAAAGAUCAUGUACGUGGUAAAUACAGUCUACUGGUGUCAGGGACAGUUGUCUUCUUUUUCCUGUUUGUUAUGGUAUUUGUCUUAUUUGGUCAUCAGGAGAGUAAAUUUGCAGAAUUGGAGAAUUUCUUGAAAAGUCACAAUUCUUCCACUAAGUCACUGAACUCUGACCUGGAUGUCAAACUGCAAAGCACAGGUACUGACCUGAGAAAUAAAAUGUCAGAACUGGAGAAGUCGAUGUCCAGCCUGAGCUCGUACAUUGACAUGUACACAUCCAGAACACAAAAUCUACUGAACAGUGGACCCCAGAUGAAGACGUUAUCUGAUAUACAAACUUUAAUUAAUAAUCUCGGCUCCUCGCUUGGGUCACUAUUCUCUAAAUUGGAGAACAUGCUGCAGGAUACAACUAGCCAACAAGAAACCCAGAAUACAAAAGUGAAGACUCUCCUGGAGAGUUUGAAUUCUUCUGUGUCAGAACUGGCAACCAAACUACAGAAUACCAUUGUACAUCAGGAUAAGAAACUGACUGAUGUUGAUAGUUCACUGGCUAAUCUGAAUUCAUCUUUGGCUUCUUUUACAUCUCAACUAAAGAAUCAACUAACAGAGGCCACGGGGUAUCAGAAUGGGAAGGUGGAAAGUUAUGUGUUGAAUCUGACUACUUCUCUCGAAACUCUGGCGUCUCGGAUAAAGAGCAAUGAUGAAGGCAUGAUGACUGUUCUAAGUGAUGUGAAGUCUGAGUUGCAGAGCAUGAAUCAGUCAGCAGAAUCCCAAAAUAGGAUGUUGACGGUGGUGCAGGCCUCUGUGUUAAACCUGCCUUCAUCCAUGGAGUCCCUCUCCUCCAACCUCCAGAACACUGUUCAGGGAAUGAUUGCUGCUCUGAACGAUGUGAAGUCUAAACUGGAGAGCAAAGGUAGCACAGCAGCACAGUCUAGCUGUAAGCCUGACUGGAUAUCAUAUCACUCCCGGUGCUACCUGUUUUCCCGUGACACCCUGAAUUGGCACCAGGCACGAGAUUACUGCAGGAGCCAGAAAGCCAUGCUGGUCAAACUGGAAACGGAGGAGGAAUGGGAAUUUGUAAGUGAAAAAACUAUGAUGCAGAAUUACUGGGUGGGUCUCACAGAUGAAAUCACAGGCCAGUGGAGAUGGGAUGAUGGAACAACUUUCCCUGUCAUUGAACCUCAUUGGAGCCCUGACCAGCCAGAUGACUGGAAGGAGCACGGUUUUGGAGAAGGAGGAGAGGAUUGUGGACAUUUUGGAUGGGAUCUGAAGCUAAAUGACAACCACUGCUCUGUUAAAAUGAAGUUUAUCUGCUUUGCAUAAAUUAAGCAGCUCUGAAAAGACCAAUGAGUGGGAGUUCAUGGACACCAAAUAUUAAACAAAAUGUUUUUGUAGAUCAUA
This is a messenger RNA of Electrophorus electricus (electric eel), 1555 nucleotides long. RefSeq names its product C-type lectin domain family 10 member A-like. NCBI's taxonomy places the organism in Eukaryota, Metazoa, Chordata, Actinopteri, Gymnotiformes, Gymnotidae. The record is from RefSeq and is a predicted model, not a curated record.